Messenger RNA from Branchiostoma belcheri (Belcher's lancelet), 3342 nucleotides. RefSeq names its product nuclear hormone receptor family member daf-12-like. Gene Ontology annotation, molecular function: RNA polymerase II cis-regulatory region sequence-specific DNA binding; nuclear receptor activity; zinc ion binding. The transcript has 9 exons. Bases 147 to 2228 code for a protein of 693 amino acids. Gene Ontology annotation, biological process: cell differentiation; negative regulation of transcription by RNA polymerase II; positive regulation of transcription by RNA polymerase II. Lineage: Eukaryota; Metazoa; Chordata; Leptocardii; Amphioxiformes; Branchiostomatidae. The record is from RefSeq and is a predicted model, not a curated record.
CUCACGGUUGGCCCACACGACAAACAGGUUGGGCGCCAGCGUCUGCCGACAUUUUCGUCUUUUUCUCGUACAAAUCUCUAUUUUUCCACCAAAAAACGGACGGAUAGUUGUCUCCGCUUGUACCACAGACCUCGCGGCAAAACACAAUGGGGGACAUCGUGAAGCUGUCUGAUGUUUUCGAAGACCAGGAAGAGUCCACUGUGGUGGAGAGGGGUCCAGGUCCCUCUGAAGAAGAGAGGGGGAAGCUCGGUUUGGAGUGUACCAUUUGUGGGGACAAGGCCACGGGUUACCACUAUGGAGCUUUCAGCUGUGAGGGGUGUAAAGGGUUUUUCCGUCGAGCGUUCCUGAGAGGCCACGUGAAGAAGUGUCCGAACGGCGGCAGUUGUGAGAUGGACCUGUACAUGAGGAGGAAGUGUCCUGACUGUCGCCUCAGGAGGUGUAAGAUGAUGGGCAUGAGACCUGAAUGCCUGCUGUCAGAAGCACAGUGCAAGUCCAAGUUCUUAUGGAGAAGAUCAAAAGGUGGCCCCAAACAGGAAAAACAGGGAAAUUCUCCAGUUCCAACUUCAACAUCCAAUCAGAAAGCUCAAAAUCCUGCAGCUAUCACCAAUCAGCCUCCAGGCUGCACUGUAGCCAAUGAGUGCCUUGACACCUCAACAACCAAUCAGCAACCUCAAAUCUCAACCAAUCAGAGACCACUAUUUGAGAAACAGAACCCCUUGAGUCAACUCCUGACUGGGUCCAUGGGUGCACCAGCUGCUGUGAACACCAACCUCCCUGGAUGGCAGCCUCAUAGAAAUCCAGUGGCCCUGCCCACUAAUGAGUCAACCAAUCAGCAGCAGCCUGUGUUUGUCAAUCAAGUCAACGUGUACUUGGGUGCCCCGCCCAAGGAUGGGGAGGGUGGACCAUCAGCUGUGCAGGUGUCUCCUGCGUUUGUUGCCCAACUCCUCUCUAACAAUGGCUCGUUGGCACCACAGCAGAUGUUGUCCAUGCUCUCCCCUCAGAAUAUGUCCGCCAGUCUUGCUAGUGACAACACUACACAACAGAGUCAGGGUAUUAAUACUGGUGCCAAUUUUUACUUAAACAAGUCUCUGGCCCAAGCUACUACUCACACUAAAGCAGGGACCAAUCAUAUGCAGCCAUCAACUGUCAAUCAAAUGCCGCCAACCAAUGAAUGGCCUUCCUCAUCAUCUGCAUCAGCCCUGUUGUCCUCACUGGGCAGUCAACAUUCUAACAUCACACCGCCCCCAAGCAGCGGACCAAGCCCUGAGCCGUUGACCAAUCAGGUGCCUCCAGACAUCAUGGGAAGACAAGCCAUCCUGUCCAGGCUGUUGGGGGAUUCGAAUUUAAACGGGGCAGCUCAGUCAGCAGCCAAUCAGAGAAGAUCUUUCCCUGCCCAGUCAGUGUCCAACCCGAGUUCAAUAUUCACUGACAUGGCAGGCCCUUCUUCUGCCUCGACCAAUCUUCAAAGAUCUGCGAUGACCAAUCAGGAUAGAGCAGGAGGCUCUUUGAUGCGUAGAGGAGCGAGCUCAGCUCAGAGUGACGGUCUACAGCUGACUGUUGAACAGAAAAUACUGAUCGAGGAACUGGACAGGGCACAGAGCUUAUACCUUCCUGGCCAAAACUGGGAUGAAGUUAGGGCCACUCUGGUGACCAACACACUAGAGGAGCAUCAGGCCAAGGCUGUUGACCUCAUAACAGCAGGUAUCGAGAAACACAUCCAGUUUGAUAAGACGUUACGUGGCUUCAAGGAUUUCUCCGAGGAAGACCAGAUAGCUCUAGUUAAGGGCUCAGUUGUGGAAGCCAUGUUGUUAAAGAUGGUUCAGGCUGGGGAGGUGGAAAGGGAGGACAUUCUACAAAACAUCCUCAUCUCAGCCCAUACGAAGGAGUUUUUGGACAACAUCCUUCCCUUCUACAAGUCGGUGCACCAACUCAGGCUGGACACAAACACAUACCACCUGCUGCACGCUGUUAUUGUCUUAUCACCAGAUCGUCCGUAUGUCCAGGACCAGGUGGCGGUACAGCGAGCCCAGGACGUGUACCUGAACACGCUGGUCGCCUACUGUAAGCUGAACUACCCCCAGCAGCCUCACGUCUUCCCUCACCUGGUCUCCACCAUGACGGAGCUGCGCAGUCUCGGACACAACCACGAGCGACACUGGCGCAACAAGGACAUCAUGCGGAAGGAGCCGCUCAUCGUCGAGAUCACGCCGAGUCUCAAAAACCGAUAAAACAAUCAUCGUAGCCUGGAUGACAGCCUUUUAGUUCCAAUUUGCUCUCUUCAUUGAUUCAUUUAAUCUUCAAGCAGAUCAUAUGGUGGUUAGGCAGUACCCAUUGGCCAGAGGAGUGUGCAUUAACCCCUGAAGUUGACCAAUGGAUACUGUUUGGCAAGUGGAUACUACCUGGCCAAUUUGAUACUGUCUUUUGUGGCCACCAAAACAUCUGCUUGGAGAUUACGAUUCAUUAGCAAAAAGACUGGGCCUCCACAUAUUGUAUUUGUCUGUCAUUUGAAUAUUGUUGUUGUUGUUGUCCCUGUUUACUAUGUUGCUAGACCUGGUCUCUUUGUACAGGGUUUCACUUGGUGCUGACUAUUUUCUGAAUGUUUGUUCAGAAUUUGAACAGGCGUGAUGAUUGGGCAAACUUGAGUGGCAGUUAAUUUGGUAUCAUCCAAUCAGCAGAGGCCCUGUGCACAAUGGUUGAAUUAUGUGACAUCAUCACCAGACGGAUAGAAUAUGUGUAGACACAGUUUUUUUGCCAGAGAAGCAACAAAGAGAACGUACUAAAAAAACUAAAAAGACUGGCAUCCAGGCUAAUAUUUUCUAUUCUUUGAACCAUUCCACUUAUUGACUGGCUAAUUUUAAACCUGUAAUACUUUCUAUAAUAUAUUUUUUACUGUAUAUUUCUGAUCGUUAUGUUAAGCCAUGUUCCUGUGUGUGGGAGAGUUUUGGGCAUUGCCUGAGACAUUAUGUAAAAGAAACCCAACACACAUAUUUAGUGUGUUGGGUGUAUACAUGUAAGUGUAGGGGUGACCUGGUGUGCUUUGUUGAAAAAGUGAGCCGUAGUGACAAUCAAACAAGUGUCAAUUAUUUUAUUUAAGAAUCUAUUCUAGAUUCUUCAACUCUAGAGGUGUCAGACUAAUUUUUGUGUGCAUCAGAAACACAACAAAAUACUGAUUAUGAAGCACGUUUAAAGUGUGAUUUCCAUCAUAAGAAAUUAGACUUACCCAAAUUUAUGACUGUGCAACUCUUUGUCAAAGAAUGACACAUGUGACUCGGAUGAACUUUCAAGAUAAAAUUCAUGCCAACACUGACACUUCUAGGUUUGAAUAUCUAAUUUGUUGUUUGU